CGCGGCCGAUCAGGAAAUGAAAUCCUUUCUUCUUCGUUUUUAAACGUGACCAAAGUUCUCUAUUCAGGCUUUAAAUUUUGUAAGAACCAGUGAUAAUGGCUCAGCACAACAGUGCCAUUGGAAAUGAUUUCUCUGACAGCAGCGUUCACGCGGAUGUCAAGGAUUAUUAUGGAAAGAGGCUCCAGAAGACGUCGGACCUGAAGACAGGCGCCUGCGUGGCUCCAGCUCAGCCUCUCCCAGCCUUCAUAAGGGAAGCCCUGAAGAAAGUUCACCCCGAAGUCUCUAACAAAUACUACGGGUGUGGUCUGGUGGUGCCGGAGUCCUUGGAGGGCUGCAGGAUUCUGGACCUGGGCUGUGGGAGUGGAAGGGACUGCUACAUGUUAAGUUUGCUAGUUGGGGAAAAAGGUCACGUCACCGGCAUUGACAUGACUGAGGCCCAGCUUGAAGUGGCCAGAAAAUAUAUGGAUUACCACACGAAGGAGUUCGGCUACAAGGAGCCAAACGUGAGUUUUGUUCAGGGCUACAUUGAGGCCUUAUCUGCAGCGGGUCUGGGAAAAAACUCGUUUGACAUCAUCAUCUCCAACUGCGUAGUGAACCUCUCCCCAGACAAGAAACAGGUUCUGGUUGAAGCAUACAAUGCACUCAAGGAUGGGGGUGAGCUAUACUUCAGUGACAUCUACUCCAGUGGAAGACUGACGGAGGAAAUUAAAAAUCACAAAGUGCUGUGGGGUGAAUGUCUGGGUGGAGCGCUGUGGUGGAAGGAUCUGCUGCAGCUGGCUGAGGAGGUGGGCUUCAGUCAGCCACGGCUGGUUACGGCCACCGUCGUCGCCGUUGACAAUAAAGAACUGCAGGACGUUCUAGGUGACUUCAAGUUUGUUUCUGCCACGUACCGCCUGUUCAAAGUCCCUAAAGGUAAAACCAAGACCUGCCAGGUCAUAUAUAAUGGAGGCAUCACUGGGGCAGAGGACAACUUCCAGUUUGACUGUCACUACGCCUUUAAGACCAAUGAAGUGGUGCAGGUGGACGGAGAAGCAGCUGGCAUCCUGAGGCAUUCCAGAUUUGCAGAAGACUUCACUUUCCAGCCACCAGGGGGCUCCUGUGAGCCUUGUUGUGCCAAGCUUAGGGCUGACACGGUGGAUCCUUUUGACCUGGCCUCUCUGUCGGGCACUCGAGGGGGAUGCUGCAGCACCAAAUCUGCUGACUGCUGCAAAUGAUCAUAGGACGAGCACUGAGAAAUGCAGCAGCAUGCUAUGUGCUGUGUGAUUGUCCUUUUUCAGUAAGACUAAAAUCAGACACUUCAGAUGAAUAAGGUAGUAAAAUUUCAAACUUUCCCUGUUCCAAAUGUGCCUUUACACAGUUUUCUAAGAGAAGAGAGAUGGCUGUGAAAUGUCACAUAUGGAUUUCCGUGUUUUUGUGGCUUUCCUGAAAUCACUUUCUCAAUGAAGGAUAAUGGAAGAAUCAGAAGAAAUGUGAGUAAAGAUGAUCACAAAAGAACUUGCUAUCCUUCACAGAGCACCAGUGAAGGUUAUUUUUUACACACGUUAGCAGUUCUUUCUAAUCAACAGGCUCUAAUACCACAAUAUCCUUACUUAACCUUCAUAAAGUGAAGUUCUAGUUUCUGCAACCACUCAGGUUCUGAGGGGAUUUACAGAACUGUACUUGUUGACAUUCUCCUGUAACGUAUACUCUUUGUGUAGGUGAAGAAAUAUUGUGUGUCUUCAGGAUAUUUUCUCUUUAUUUGUGAACAUUUGGUAAUUUUAAGUUUUUUUUUAAACUACUUGUGUGGUGUUUAUAAACAGAAUUCCACAGAUAAUUUUUAAAAUGCAUGUUUUAGUUUUUGCUGGGCUUUAAUGAAUUACUAAAAUCCUCAAAGCUUUACACUUUUCAGUGAAAAAAUUAUAGUUUAACUGAAAUACUAAAGUUCCAAGUAUUUUAACAUAAAAAAAUACCCUGAAACUUUCAGGUUAAACAUCUGCUUUAAUUUGAUGAAAACUGAAUCCUGUAAGUUUCCCUCUCAUACAAAAUAUAUUUUUAAUACGUAAGAGCCAGACCCACCAACAUCUUUUAUCUGUAAUGACAGUGCAAGUCAUUAUUUUGUCUUCAGGACCUUCUGACUGUAGCUGAACAUUUUUUCUUCUUUAGUCAAGAAACUCCUACUCUUAAGUGUUUUCAGUGAAGUUUGUGUCCACUAAGGUCACAAAUGAAAGAUUGUAUGUUCAUUUAAUUUAACUGUUUAGCUAAAUCUUAUUUCACACAAAAGCAAAAGGUUUCUUGACUUUAUGGAUUCUCAUGUAUGUUUAAAUGUCCUCCAUGGUUACACUCAUUUACCUUCCUUAGCCAUUUCUCUUGUGUUUGCCUUUGACCUUAUUUAUUAAGGAAGGUUGUGCCUAAAGUCAUAGCACACCAUGAAAUAAAAUUUCACUUCAGAUUUA
Molecule: messenger RNA, 2432 nt
Organism: Xiphophorus maculatus (southern platyfish)
Lineage: Eukaryota; Metazoa; Chordata; Actinopteri; Cyprinodontiformes; Poeciliidae
Gene: as3mt
Product: arsenite methyltransferase
Exons: 11
Coding region: 96-1214 (372 amino acids)
Biological process (GO): toxin metabolic process; arsonoacetate metabolic process
Cellular component (GO): cytosol
Molecular function (GO): arsenite methyltransferase activity
Source: RefSeq, a predicted model, not a curated record